AUGCCCGGCCCGGCGCGCACCAUGGGGCCGCUGUGGCUCUGCUGCCUGCCCCUCGCCCUCCUGCCCCUGCUCGCCGCCGUGGAAGAGACACUGAUGGACUCCACCACGGCGACAGCAGAGCUGGGCUGGACGGUGCAUCCUCCCUCAGGGUGGGAAGAGGUGAGUGGGUACGAUGAGAACAUGAACACCAUCCGCACCUACCAGGUGUGCAACGUCUUUGAGUCCAGCCAGAACAACUGGCUCCGCACCAAGUACAUCCGCAGGCGAGGAGCACACCGCAUCCACGUGGAGAUGAAAUUCUCUGUCCGGGACUGCAGCAGCAUCCCAAAUGUCCCAGGCUCCUGUAAGGAGACUUUUAACCUGUACUAUUUCGAGUCAGACUUGGACUCGGCCACCAAGACUUUUCCUAAUUGGAUGGAGAAUCCUUGGAUGAAGGUGGACACGAUCGCUGCUGACGAGAGCUUCUCACAGGUGGACUUAGGUGGACGGGUGAUGAAGAUCAACACUGAGGUGCGCAGUUUUGGGCCCGUCUCCAAGAAUGGUUUCUACCUGGCCUUCCAGGACUAUGGGGGCUGCAUGUCCCUGAUUGCCGUCCGUGUCUUCUACCGCAAAUGUCCCCGUGUGAUCCAGAACGGGGCUGUCUUCCAAGAAACCCUGUCGGGAGCAGAGAGCACCUCGCUGGUGGCAGCCAGGGGCACGUGCAUUGCCAAUGCUGAGGAGGUGGACGUGCCCAUCAAGCUGUACUGCAACGGUGACGGCGAGUGGCUGGUGCCCAUCGGCCGCUGCAUGUGCCGGGCUGGCUACGAGUCCGUGGAGAACGGGACCGUCUGCAGAGGCUGCCCCUCAGGAACAUUCAAGGCCAGCCAGGGGGAUGAAGGGUGCGUCCACUGCCCCAUCAACAGCCGGACAACCUCGGAAGGGGCCACAAACUGCGUGUGCCGGAAUGGAUAUUACCGGGCAGACGCCGACCCCGUGGACAUGCCGUGCACCACCAUCCCGUCCGCCCCGCAGGCCGUGAUCUCCAGCGUGAACGAGACGUCGCUGAUGCUGGAGUGGAGCCCCCCGCGGGACUCGGGGGGCCGCGAGGACCUGGUGUACAACAUCAUCUGCAAGAGCUGCGGGGCCGGGCGCGGGGCCUGCACGCGCUGCGGGGACAACGUGCAGUUCGCCCCGCGCCAGCUGGGCCUCACCGAGCCCCGCAUCUACAUCAGCGACCUGCUGGCCCACACCCAGUACACCUUCGAGAUCCAGGCCGUCAACGGCGUCACCGACCAGAGCCCCUUCUCCCCGCAGUUCGCCUCCGUGAACAUCACCACCAACCAGGCCGCCCCUUCUGCCGUGUCCAUCAUGCACCAGGUGAGCCGCACUGUGGACAGCAUCACCCUGUCCUGGUCCCAGCCCGACCAGCCCAAUGGAGUCAUCCUGGACUAUGAGCUGCAGUACUACGAGAAGGAUCUGAGUGAGUUGAACUCGACCACAGUGAAGAGCCCCACCAACACUGUGGCAGUGCAGAACCUCAAGGCUGGCACCAUCUACGUGUUCCAGGUGCGGGCGCGCACCGUGGCCGGCUACGGCCGCUACAGUGGGAAGAUGUAUUUCCAGACCAUGACUGAAGCCGAGUACCAGACCAGCGUGCAGGAGAAGCUGCCGCUCAUCAUCGGCUCCUCGGCAGCGGGGCUGGUGUUCCUCAUCGCCGUGGUGGUCAUCGGCAUCGUGUGCAACAGAAGACGGGGCUUCGAGCGGGCUGACUCGGAGUACACGGACAAGCUGCAGCACUACACCAGUGGCCACAUGACUCCAGGGAUGAAGAUUUAUAUCGAUCCUUUCACCUACGAAGAUCCCAAUGAGGCUGUCAGAGAAUUUGCAAAAGAAAUUGAUAUCUCUUGUGUCAAAAUCGAGCAGGUGAUUGGGGCAGGGGAGUUUGGUGAGGUGUGCAGUGGGCAUCUCAAGCUUCCAGGCAAAAGGGAGAUCUUUGUGGCCAUCAAGACCCUCAAGUCUGGCUACACGGAGAAGCAGAGACGGGACUUCCUGAGUGAGGCCAGCAUCAUGGGGCAGUUCGACCACCCCAACGUCAUCCACCUGGAGGGGGUGGUCACCAAGAGCUCUCCAGUCAUGAUCAUCACUGAGUUCAUGGAGAAUGGCUCACUGGACUCCUUCCUGCGGCAAAACGAUGGGCAGUUCACGGUGAUCCAGCUGGUGGGGAUGCUGCGGGGCAUCGCCGCGGGCAUGAAGUACCUGGCGGACAUGAACUACGUGCACCGGGACCUGGCUGCCCGCAACAUCCUGGUCAACAGCAACCUGGUGUGCAAGGUGUCUGACUUCGGCCUCUCCCGCUUCCUGGAGGACGACACCUCCGACCCCACCUACACCAGUGCUCUGGGUGGGAAGAUCCCGAUCCGAUGGACGGCACCUGAGGCCAUUCAGUACCGAAAGUUCACCUCAGCCAGUGACGUGUGGAGCUAUGGAAUUGUCAUGUGGGAGGUGAUGUCCUAUGGAGAGCGGCCCUACUGGGACAUGACCAACCAGGAUGUGAUAAAUGCCAUUGAGCAGGACUAUCGGCUGCCACCACCCAUGGACUGCCCAAAUGCCCUUCACCAGCUGAUGCUUGACUGCUGGCAGAAGGAUCGGAACCAUAGGCCCAAAUUUGGGCAAAUUGUCAACACCUUGGAUAAAAUGAUCCGAAAUCCAAACAGCCUGAAAGCCAUGGCACCUCUCUCCUCUGGGAUGAACCUCCCCCUCCUUGACCGCACAAUCCCGGAUUACACCAGCUUCAACACUGUGGAUGAAUGGCUGGAUGCCAUCAAGAUGAGCCAGUACAAGGAGAGCUUUGCCAGUGCUGGUUUCACCACCUUUGAUGUAGUAUCUCAGAUGACUGUAGAGGACAUUCUGCGAGUCGGGGUCACUUUAGCAGGACACCAGAAGAAAAUUCUGAACAGUAUCCAGGUGAUGAGAGCACAGAUGAACCAAAUCCAGUCUGUGGAGGUUUGAUAGCUGCCUGUCCUCCUCCUCCUCAAGGCCCUGCCCCCCUUUGCCCCUGUAUGUCCAAGCUCCAGUUCCUGAGUGUUCUGCAUGGACCAGAGACAGGCAGCUGCUCUGAGGAUCACGGCAGCAGGAGGGAACACCCCGUCCUCAACAAUGAGAAGUUGCCAAGAGCUUCUAGAAUUUAAGCAAUGGAAAAAGGGAACAAAAAAAAAGACAACUAUUUUGAAAAAAACAAACUACAAAAUAUUUUUAAAUAAUAAUAAAGCAAUUGCAUUCUUGAAAAGGGCUCCAAGACCAAUGGGAGUCUCCAAAGGAAGAGAAAAGAGCAGCUUCGUGUUUCCUCUUGCACAAGGCUGCUGCAGCUGGACCCAGGCACCUCUGGAGCAGUGGGACUUCUCCAGGAAGAGGAAUGCAAGGAAAGGCCACGAGAAGCACAUCUCUUCCUCCCCUGGGCUCUGGGAAUGCUGUGAGCCAGGCCCUUCCCCAGAGCCCCUGUGAGCAGAUCAGAGGGGGAGAGCUGAAGCUCUUUGGUGCUGUGAAACCAAGUGCAUCUCAGAAACUGAUGGACUCUUUCAAAAGCUGAAGACUUUUUUUUUUUUU
This is a messenger RNA of Agelaius phoeniceus (red-winged blackbird), 3582 nucleotides long. It is a transcript of the gene EPHB2, whose product is annotated as EPH receptor B2. Lineage: Eukaryota; Metazoa; Chordata; Aves; Passeriformes; Icteridae. Gene Ontology annotation, molecular function: ATP binding; protein binding; transmembrane-ephrin receptor activity. Gene Ontology annotation, cellular component: plasma membrane; dendrite. Gene Ontology annotation, biological process: protein phosphorylation; axon guidance; ephrin receptor signaling pathway. The record is from RefSeq and is a predicted model, not a curated record.